AUGCUGGUCGGCCGGGCCAAAGAGGAUCCCCCAGAGUCGUUCUUCGAGGGCACGAAGAAGGACACGCUCUGGGAGCGCUUCGUGGCCUUCUUCCGCGAGGCCAGCCGGGGCCCCAUGCCCAUCAGGCGGCUCGCCGAGAUGCCGCGCCUGCACCAGAAGUGGAAGAUCACCGACUACCACUUCGACCGCUUCAUGUACCACGUGCAGGCGUGCGUGCGAGAGGCGAGCGGCGCCGCCGGGGGCGCGAGGCUCGCGGAGGAGGCGGAGCUGAUGCUGGGCCGUCUCGAGGUGAUCCGCCCGUGGAUCGUGGUCCACCAGGCGCUGAUUGACGACGUGCAGCCCGAGCUCCCCCAUGUGACUAUACCAGAGGCCUCCUUCGGAGUUGCCCCCGCGCCGCUGGAGCAGCCUCUGGAGGUGAUCGUCGAGAGCGCCUUCCGCCUGGCUCGGCAGGCGCCUGGCCUGCGGGACCUGGUGCAGGGCAGGGACAACCCAGCCCCCUGCUCCAGGACCGGGGUAAUCUACUGCAUCUCGCGCUGCGUCUCGCGUUGGUGCACAGGGCGCAAUGAGGGGGACCUCGGCGAGAUGGACGACGUGAGGGAAGCGCACAGGACGUGCUUCGUGACCAGCUCCAACUUCGCCGCGCUGCGGGGCUGCUUCGAGGUGGCCAUGGAGCAGCUGUGCGUGCAGGCCGAGUACCGGGAGAAGGUGCGGCGGGCGCUGGACUGCGUCGAGGACGCCGUCACCGGCGGGCACGCCAGGCGCAGCCAGGCCGCGAGGCGGGCGCUGCGGGCGCCGGGCGGCCAGGCGCGGCUGUGGGGAGAAGUUGGGGAGCAGCACUGCGAGCAGAUCGUGCAGAAGUGGCAGCACGACAUGAGUUUGGACCCGAUGCUCGAGCUGUUCUUCGGCUCCAUCAGCGACGCCUCGAAAGAGAACCAGGCCAAGUACUUCCUGGCCCUCGUUAAGGGCGCUCGGCUGCCCGAAACGGAGCGCACCCUCCGGAGAGUGCACGAGCACUUGCGGAUCGAGGCACACCACUUCGGGGCGUUCAUCCGCUGCCUGCGAGGCGUGCUCGAGAGAGAGAUCCAGGACGAGCGCAUCAAGCAGGACGUGGCGGAUAUGUUCGUUGAGGCCAUGGAGGAGCAGCGGCAGGCGGUGCUUGGCCUCCCCGCCGACGGCGGCCGCGCGAGCAGGAUCGGCAAGCUGCAGACGACGCCUGCUGUAGAGCUGGCGCUGCUCGCGGUGGUCGAGUUGAUUGCCCACCUGGCCCUCAAACCUGCGAAGUGCGUGCUGACCCCCGUCUCUGGCCCGUUCAUUGCUAACCUGAAAGACCAGGUCCAAAAGUUCCUGAACAUGUUUAUCCCCGAGUGGUCCGCUUUUCGCAUCGAGCCGAAACUGUUUUACCUUGGGAUGUGGGUUCAGGAUGCGCUGUGUGUGUGGGCGUCCGUGGUAGACCCGCCUCGGCGCUUCCAGGAGGAAGAGCAGGAGCUGGUGAAGGAGCAGUUGUGGCGGGAGUUGCUCCCAGGGAGCGCAAGACACGGCUUCGCAGGACCAGAAACCUUCCACUCCGACACCGAAAAACCGCCGUACACCUUAGCCCGCCCCGUGGACGUCGCCAUCAUAGGCGGUGGCCCGUGCGGCCUCGCGACCGCUGUCGCGCUCUGCAAGGCGCGUUGCCUUCGAGGCGCCACGGUGGAGGUCUUCGAGAGGGACGCCUUCGGCCCAAAGGGAGCGUCGAUUCAGAUCUCCGAGCCGGGCUGGGCGGCGCUCACGGCCAUCGACGCAGAAGCUGCACGGCGCAUCCGAUUGACGGGUGCCCCCGUCACUGGCGUCAGCAUGCGAACUUUCAGCGGCGUGAGCAUCACACCUCUCCCGAUCCGGCUCUUUGGCCUCUUAGCUGGCUGGUUCUUCUGGGGCUUGAGCCGUCUCGGCAUCCGUCGCGGGGUGAGUCAGACCCACUUGUGGCACGAUGUCCGCGAGGUCCUGAGACAGCGCGCCGCCGAGUGCGGCGCCGCGCUGCGGCCAUCGAAGCACCUCGUCGAGGCGACAGAGCAUGACGCCGCUGUGCGACUGCGCUUUGGCGACGGCGACGCUGUGGAAGCCAAGGUCGUGCUGGCCUGUGAUGGCACGCGCUCCGCGUGCAGGCGGCUGCUGCCGUCGGAGCCGGACGACCUGCUCGUCGACGAGCGCAAGUCCGUGUGGCGGGGCCAAGCGGCGGGCCUCGACACAGGCGGCGAGGCCAUCUUCUUCAGGGACGACGAUGCCACAGGCGCUUCAAGUCGUUCUGGGCUGGUCUUCCCCGCGGGCUCUGGGCAGGGCUCGAGCUGGUCGCUCAUCGCCGACUCGGUCGAGGGCCGCUCGGAGUCCUCGGAGGAGGCGCGCGCGCGCCUCGCCGCUGCGCUGCCCGAGACGCUCGACCCCACGUUGCGCGAGGCUAUCGACGCCUCGCCGAUCAUCAUCGAGGGCAAGCUGAUGACGCGAGACUUCACGAAGCCGUGGUCGAGCGCCGCACCGCGCGUCGCGUUCCUGGGGGACGCGGCGCACCCACUGCGCCCCACAGGCGAGGGCACGGCGCUUGCCCUGGAGGACGCAUGGACGGUCGGCAAGCUCGCUUCUGGCGCGGCCACCGCCGACGCCUUCUGCAGCCCCGAGACGCUUCGCGAAUACGAGGCACUGCGUCGCGCGCGCGUCGAGGCCGUGUCGGAGGCUGUGCGCGCAGCAGCCGAUCGUUUCUACCAGAAGGAGAGCGGGUCAGCGCGGCCCAUGUCGGUCCGCGAGGUCUCCGGCGAGAGCGGCGUCGGCAAGACCUCCCUGCUGCGGGCCAUCGCCGGCCUCUGGACCCGCGGCGGUGGUGUCAUCUCGCGGUGCUGCGAGCGGCGAACGUUCAUGGUCCCGCAGCAACCUUACUUGUGCCUCGGCUCCUUGUGGGACAACGCGGUGUACCCAGGACCAAGUGGCGACGCCGAGCCCCCAGGCGAUGACGAGGUCGUACAAACGUUGGAGCGCGUCAACCUCGGGCACCUUGUGGUCAGGCACGGUCUCCGCGCGGCGGCGAACCUGGAGCUGCUGCUCUCAGUGGGCGAGAGGCAGCGGCUGGGCUUCGCGCGGGCGUUGCUGCGACGGGACUUGGACCUCCUGCUGUUGGAUGAGGCGACGUCCGCGCUGGACGGCGCGAGCGAGGAGCGCAUGUACUCGGCGGUCCGCGAGCACGUCGAAUGCUACGUGUCCGUCGGGCACCGUGCCGCGCUGGAGGCCUUCCACACCCACAAGGUCUCUCUGCAGCGGAUGCCGGACGGGGGCGUGUCGGCCACCUUCGGGAGGAUGCGCGAGCAGCACUGUGGCCCAGGAUCGGGCAGAUUCGUUGCGGUCGCGGCGACGCAGCUGGCCCUGGCGAAGCGAUGCGGGGCCGCGCCGCUCGCCAUGGCGGGGGCGGCCAAGCUGUCGGACGACCUGAGCCGCAGCUUCGCCAAGGUCUACGAAAAGUUGCGCGACGGCAAUCAUGUCUCCUCCGCGAAGGCCGCGGAGGUGUUGGGCAGCCUGGAGGCGAACACACGCGCCCAGAUCUUCAGGCUCGCGGACCUCGAUCGCGACGGGCGCCUCUCGUUGCGCGAGUUCGUGUACGCCAUGUGGUUGGCCGAGUUGGCCAAAGGCCCAGUCCCUCAUGGCGGAGGCCCUGGUGAAGGCGAACGGUGACAACCUGAGCGUGGAGAACGCCAAGCAGGCGAUCGACAUCAAAAACGACCACGGCGAUGUGAUCUUCCUCCCCGCUCAAUUGGGCGGGGGGCUUUGGGGGGUACGGCCGGUAAAGAUCUUCGAGCAAGACAGGACGACCCACCUCCUCCGGGUCGUGAAGGGAGCGCAGG
Messenger RNA from Prorocentrum cordatum, 3860 nucleotides. The record is from the annotation of a GenBank genome assembly. NCBI's taxonomy places the organism in Eukaryota, Dinophyceae, Prorocentrales, Prorocentraceae.